AUGCGUGUGAUUUUGCAGCUUUGUGAACUCUACUUGACAAACUCUCUGGACUAUGAACGAACUCCUCGCUACUUCUUAACAAUUGAAGCAAAAGACGGCGGUUCACCGCCUCUUAGCACGACUACAGUUGUCACUAUCAAUGUCGUGGAUGAAAACGACAAUUCACCUUACUUCAUCGGUCAAGAUGUGACAGUUGUUGGCAACUUCUCGGAAUCAAGUACCUCUGAAACUCCUGAAAUUGGUGUCUAUUCAUUUGAAGUCUACGAGAAUAGUCCUGUUGGAACUCAAAUAGGCAGAGUAACAGCGAGAGAUCCUGACUUAGGAGAAAACGGUCGUCUUUCCUUCUCAAUCUGUGAAUCUAUGCAGCCUCCUGGUGAAGUUAUGACUGUUGAGAUCUCCUCACGGUCUUCGUCUACAACUGGUGUUGGGCGUCGUUUUGAAGUUGGUGAGUCGCGAGGGGAAAUAAAUCUACUUUUCUCACCGGACCGCGAAGUUGCAUCCCUCUACGAAUUUAUGGUUUGUGUUGUUGAUCAUGGCGAACCGCCCAGAUCUGCUGUCACAAAGGUUCAAGUAACAAUUCGGGAUACUAACGAUUGUCAACCGCAAUUUGAGCGAUCAAAUUAUGAAUUCUACGUUCAGGUGAAUCGCAAUGGCAAUGUUGUCUCUACGGAUCAACUUGGUAGCUCAGGUAACGUUUCACGAACAGAGGACGCUGAGAUCCUGCUUGGACAUUUGGCUCUACGUGAUAUGGACGCAUAUCCAAAUUCCGGUCCCUUCAAAUGCAAGUUGACAGGAUUUGUUGGUUCGUCGUCGGUGGGCUCCUGGGACACAUCUACACCCCUUUUCAUUGUCAAAACUGUCUCUGCUUCCCUGGAUGCCUUUUCGGGGGAAUCUGAUGUUGCUCCCACUCCCGCUGAUAUGACAUUCUUCCAGAAUUUGGAUGCUAAUCAAACUGGAUUCUGUUCUUUAUAUGCCGCAUCAACACUACCGCUGGGAAGCAAGAAUCUGGUUGUAAGGGCACAUGACAGCGGGAUGACUGCUCUCCACUCAUCCGUAACAAUCACCGUUCAUAUUUCACGCCAAUCAAAUCUUCCUCCAGAGAUUGUCAGUUCAAAUACUACAUUGGUGAUUUUCCGGGAUACGUCCAGUUCCACUGCUCCUUCACUCAAGCGUCGAUUUGAUCUUGAUAACUCGAUAUCAGCCACAAAAGCACAGAAGGCGCAGGAUUCACCACUAAUGAAAGUAACAGUUCGAGAUCGUACUGCCUACGAUCAUCUCUUCUUUGAACUUCUACCGAAUCCUUUUGCAGCUCACUUCAUUAUCGACCAGUAUGAUGGAAGCAUCUAUGUGAAGUCUUCUACUUCUGGACCCAUGGAGUCUGGAGUUUCUGCAACGAUUGAGAAAGAUCCUUCUCUUGAAUGGUUGGAGCCUUCUUUGCCGCAACUUCCCGUCCUAGCUCAGCUCAAUUCAGGAGAUUAUAAACUGAGAGUCAGAGUGGCAAAUGGGUCACUGAGCUCAAAUGGUACACUCCACCUGAAGGUUAUAACCGUGACAGAAGAAAUGGUGGAGGCGGCUUGUGUUCUUCAUGUCGCUGAUAUAUCUCCCAAUGAACUAUUUCUUUCGAAUUUGAAUGAAGUAAUUCUUCAGGAGUUAGCCGAUGGACUUUUCAAGCAAUCUACUCCUAAAGAACGGGCUCAAGCUAAAGACAACAUUUUCUUAAUCUCUGUUCAGUCUGGCUCUUCAAUGAUGCGUAUGCAGAAGCGAAGUGUAGGCGGUGGAUCCGAUAUGUUGAUUGCUGCUUAUGCUCAAAGAGAGAAACGGUUCAUUGAAUCAAGCCAACUGGUUCAGAGAAUCCAUGCACUGCAAGCUAAUCUCUCGAAGAGUGUUGGGCAUCAAUUGCAUGCUUACAACAGCCUCUGUGCACAAAAGGUAAUGCCUUAUUUUAACUAG
This is a messenger RNA of Rodentolepis nana, 1950 nucleotides long. Lineage: Eukaryota; Metazoa; Platyhelminthes; Cestoda; Cyclophyllidea; Hymenolepididae. The record is from the annotation of a GenBank genome assembly.